AUGGCAUCCACCAAGAUUAACAAGUCAUUCCCCCCUGGCAUUCACGGCCCUUCCAUUACCUUCUUCCAGGAUGAUCAGCAACAGGAGAUUGACUGGCCUACCCAAGAACGGCAUCUGGAGUACAUGAUCACUUCUGGCAUGCACGGCGUUGUUCUCGCCGGCUCCAGCGGUGAAUCAGCCACUCUUAGUGUCGAGGAGAAGAGCAUGCUUGUCAAGAAGACUCGCGAGAUCGCCGAUCGUCUUGGAAAGACCGAUUUCACUGUCACAAUGGGCUGCUUGGCUGGCUCCACCCGUGACAUCCUUGUCCAGAUCGAGGCUGCCUACAAGAAUGGUGCUGAUUUUGCCCUCACUUUGGUGCCUUCCAUCUUCCACUGGGCUAUGACCCAGAAGGCCAUUACCGACUUCUUCGAGGAAGUGGCCGACCGUUCCCCCAUUCCCAUUGUUAUCUACAACUUCCCCAAUCUCUUGUCCGGAUUGGAUGUCAACUGCGACAUGCUGGAGAAGCUUGGCGCUCACCCCAAUAUUGCCGCUGUCAAGUUGACUUGUGGUGGAGUUGGAAAGGCCCAGAGAGUUGCAACACAAUUUGAGCCUGCUCAGUUUACCAGUUUGUCCGGAAUGAGUGACUGGCUUGUAGCUGCCUUUGCCGCUGGAAGUACUGGUUGCAUUUCAGGUGUUGCAAACAUUUUCCCCAGAGUCAUGGUUGAAAUUUACGAUCUUUACAUGGCCGGAAAGAUGGCCGAGGCCUCUGCGCUGCAGAAGAAGCUCGUCCUUCCCGAAUGGGGAAUUGGCACAUCAGACGUCAGCGGAAUGAAGUGGAUUAUCGCCAAGGAGCGUGGUUACCCCUUGUCCAGUGCACACUGCCGUCGCCCAUUCCCCAAGUUCUCCGACAAGGAGAAGCAAGAGCGUGUUGUGCGCCUGGUCGCACCCCUUCUCCCUGUUGAGGAGGAGCUUAAGGCCAAGAAGGUUUAA
Penicillium griseofulvum is the source of this 969-nucleotide messenger RNA. RefSeq names its product dihydrodipicolinate synthase family protein. The transcript has 3 exons. The record is from RefSeq and is a predicted model, not a curated record. NCBI's taxonomy places the organism in Eukaryota, Fungi, Ascomycota, Eurotiomycetes, Eurotiales, Aspergillaceae. The coding region runs from base 1 to 969 and encodes 322 amino acids. Gene Ontology annotation, molecular function: 4-hydroxy-tetrahydrodipicolinate synthase activity.